CCGCCGCGGGUGCAGGCUGUGUGUCGCGUGAGUCCCGCGUCGGGCGCCAUCCGCGACGUGUCGAAGUGCCGACGAGCCGCGAGCGGAAUAUCGGUGUGCUUUGUGAAACGGUUCAGUGACGUGCUGUUGAUUACACACUAAAACAAUUUAAAGAAUACAAACAAAUAACCAAAACACAAAUAAAACGAAGUAAAUAAACUUGGUGAGUUCGGUGCGAGUUGUCCGAUCACGAGUGGAGUGCACGUGGAGUGCCGGAGGAACUUUGGCCGAGAGCUGCGAGUGCGGGAGUUUGACACACUUCAUUACGACCACUCUCCAGACGGCCGGGGGAUGUGAUUCGCCGGCGCCAUGCCAAGCGGGCGCUCGCGGCGCGGCUCGGCCUGAGAGCGGGACCAUGAGCACCAACAUGCUGCUGUCGCUGCUGCUGCACUGCUUCUACGUCACCACGGCGACCAUGUCUGGAGGGGUAGGACCGUUGCCGGGCGCGGGCAGCGGCGAGGUGCGCGGGGAGCGGCCCUACUUCGACGACGUGUCGCCGCGGAACGUGUCCACCGUGGUGGGGCAGGCGGCCGUGCUGCGCUGCCGGGCCAAGCACAUCGGCAACAGAACAGUGUCCUGGAUGCGGAAGCGAGACCUUCACAUCCUGACGUCUCACAUCUUCACGUACACGGGGGACGCGCGGUUCAGCGUGCUGCACCCGGAGCCGUCCGACGACUGGGACCUCAAGAUAGACUACGUGCAGCCGAGAGACGCCGGCGUCUACGAGUGCCAGAUCAACACGGAGCCCAAGAUCAACAUGGCCGUCGUGUUGAACGUUGAAGAUGAGUCCCUCACCCCCGCGCCUCAGCCGCCGGUCCGAUCCCCAGCGGCGGCUGCAUCCAUAUGGGGCUCCCAGGAUGUGUACGUGAAGAAAGGCAGCACGAUAUCUCUGACGUGUUCGGUGAACGUUCACUCGUCACCGCCUUCGAGUGCUUCUGUUUUAUGGUACCACGGCAGCGCGGUGGUGGACUUCGACUCGCCGCGCGGCGGCAUCAGCCUGGAGACGGAGAAGACGGAGGGCGGCACCACCAGCAAGCUGCUGGUCACCAAGGCGUCCCUCAGCGACUCCGGCAACUACACGUGCGUGCCCAACAACGCGCACCCCGCCUCUGUCUCCGUGCACGUGCUCAAUGGCGAGCACCCCGCGGCCAUGCAGACCAGCAACCGCGCCACCUACCUCACGUCGCAGCUGAGCUGUGCGGCGCUCACCUACCUGCUGUCCAGCAUGGCCUGCAGAUGAUCGCCCCGGCGCGCCGACUUGUUGACCUCUUACCAUAAGUUCGUGCAUAAGUCUGUUGAAGCCAUCGGCAUUACAUUCGCGACUCCAUUCUGGCCUCUUUCACUUACUUUGUUGCUUUACAAAAAUUAUAUUAUAUAAAUUCUUUAUGAAAUCAUGCAAACUUUAUGACAAUUCAAUACAUCGUGCAUGCACUUGAGAUUUUAGAAGUCAGCGGUAGCGAUACGGAGCGGCAUGCUUGCGCGUAGCGACGUCCCUGGCUGAUUUCUGAGACGCCUUAAAGAUUGCAUCCGACUGUACUUAUAUAUUUAAACUUGGUAAAUCCCAAACAUUAGAAUUUCAAUUUUGCGAUACGCCUCUUCGUAAUGAAGCUAUUCUGUAAAGAUGUUUAAAAAUUCUACAGCGUGAGGUUCGAAAUUUAAGUUUUAAUUUAUCUCAAUAUCUCUGUAACUAUUAUGAUAAUCGAAACUCGCUCGAUUUAUAUAAACUCACCCUACGGAAUAGCUCGGCCAUUUUGUUGCAAUGCAUUCAGAGGGCCUAGUGGCAGUUUGAUAGUGAUACUAUCGCGUUAACGUAAACGGGAAUUUCUAAGGAAUUGAAACAGCGCCAUCUAGUGGCACUACUGCACAACUGUUUCAAUUCCAUAUAAAUUCGCGUUUACGUCAACGCGAUAGUAACAGUAACAAAAUAUUGAAAACUCCCACUAGUCUCAGGUGAUGGGCCACAUAGGUGAUGUCCAAAAUUUACAAAGUGAAAUUUUGCAUCAUUGCAUCUUAUUAAUUGAGUUCUUAAAGGAGAAGGUUCUUUAUUCGGCUGUGUAUUUUUGGUAAGCUAAAUUGUUUACGUCACAAAAUUUUAAUUGUUUCUUGAUU
Bicyclus anynana (squinting bush brown) is the source of this 2148-nucleotide messenger RNA. Its product is annotated as zwei Ig domain protein zig-8-like. The record is from RefSeq and is a predicted model, not a curated record. Bases 395 to 1279 code for a protein of 294 amino acids. The transcript is spliced from 8 exons. Lineage: Eukaryota; Metazoa; Arthropoda; Insecta; Lepidoptera; Nymphalidae. Gene Ontology annotation, biological process: synapse organization. Gene Ontology annotation, cellular component: neuron projection membrane.